GCGCCCGCGACUGCACAUUGCAACGGAUGCAGCAAAACCGGCGCAAGGCCGGCGACGGGCUCGAGGCCGGCAGCGCCAGUGCAGAUGGACCGCUCCGACCAGCGAUGGCAUCGGCCAUGCUGCCUGUCGUCUACCUCUCGACCGAGGCCAAGGACAAGGAGUGGGCGACAAAGCUCUGGAGGCACGUACGCCACGCAGUGCUCUUUGCGUGCGCGGCCGAGUGCUUGACGACGUGCUUUGUUCCCGUGUGGGCCCACGAGACGACAGGCAUCAACGUCAGCGCGACGCUCCUCAACAUUCUUGGACCGUUCCUCGAAGGCUGCGCGUACACGCUCCAGAACGCGACGGCCCAAGACGAGUGGAAGCGCGCCUGUCGCUACUUUCGCACUGUCUUCCUCGGGGUCUUUACGUCCUACUGCUACAUGGUCGACCACGCCGGCGACCUCGUCGCGCGCAGUGCGUUUCUCGGGCCGCUCUAUAUCCUCUCGACUAUGUGCUACGCUUCGAUCGCAUUCCUUGUCGGGCAGCGGCUCAUGCACUGGUCCAUUGACGCGCGCAAGUUCCCACGCCAUCUCCCGCCCGUGCUCUACCUCUGGAACUGCCUCUCGCUCUUCAUCGGGAUCGUUCUCCUCGUCGCCAUUAUUGGCCCCAGCGGCUUUGUCCGCGACCCGAAAGACGCGCAUUUUCUCGGAAACUUCCAAGUCAACGAAGCCCUCGAGCUCGUGGUCGGCAUGCUCAUGUCGUGCCUGGGCAUCUUUGCGUCCAUGUACGUGGGCCACGGCAAGUACGAGGGGCUCGUCGACUGGGGCGCGUGGCGCUGCAACCUCGCAAGCGUCCUCUUCCUUGUGUUAGCCUAUGGCACGAGCUACUUUGUGCCGAGCGCGGUCCAGAACGUCGUCGUCGCCAAGUUUGUCUCGUCGUUUUGCGGCUCGCUGUCGUGCUUUUCGACUGCGAUCACGUCCACAAUGAUUCUGGUCGAGUCGAAGAAGAAGCCGAUGGCCGCACUGAGCUUUGGCGUCUCGGCCGUCACGGCUCUCGUGUUUGUGCCGUAUUUACGAAAAUAACCCGAUACGCUGCUUCUGGGAACGGGGCGAUUUUUACCCUUUUUGGGUUUAUAAAUGUCGUCGCGCUGGCGCCUCUGGAAACAGAGCUACAUGGCGUAGGAUAUAUUUAUAAAUAUGAACGUGUUUCGCGUUAUCUUCAUAAUUACACAGACUUUGCAUACAUAGAGACCUGCGCAGAGACUA
Messenger RNA from Saprolegnia diclina VS20, 1247 nucleotides. RefSeq lists its product as hypothetical. The coding region runs from base 27 to 1064 and encodes 345 amino acids. The record is from RefSeq and is a predicted model, not a curated record. Lineage: Eukaryota; Oomycota; Saprolegniomycetes; Saprolegniales; Saprolegniaceae. The transcript has 4 exons.